AUGGCCUCGUCAAGCACUCCGGUGAGAAGGAUGAUGAAGUCGGAUUCAAACGUGAAGCCAUUGACCCUGGAUGAUAACCAGGUCUUGGGAUUGGUUCACGAUUGCUAUGUCGUGAACGAACAUGGUGAAACCUUUGAUUCAGAGGCUCUUUUCAGUGUUGUUUCUGAUGUUAUUAUUCGUUCACUUCGCACUUGUGAUCCCAGCAUAAAGUAUCAUCCACUAACGGAGGUCGACAAGACUUCCCUUUCCAAUCUGGAGCCACCGAUAUAUUUACUCAAGGAUUUUGCUUGUCAGAUGAGGAAGACAAAAUGGCAUGCACACCACACAAACGAGCAUGAAACAACAAUGUCGAUACUAAGAACUCUGGACUCAUAUUCGUGGUGUGCAAAAGCAGUGACAGCACUGGCAGCUUUUGCUUUGGAAUAUGGCAUUUUCUGGCACCUUUAUGAUCAGAAGAUUCUUUAUCAAGGACAAGACAGCAUCGGAAAUUCAUUGGCUGUCUUAAGCAGUGUUCAUGCCGUUGACCCAAGCGACCUCUCCCACUACAACCUUGUGGUGAAGCAUGUUUCAGAGACCGUUGAUUAUAUUGUUGCGUUGGAGAAAAUGUCAAAGCAAGGCUAUGACGUUAGGGACAUUCGAACUUUGGAAGAAGCCAUCCAAAACUUUCCUGUUUUCGUUUACUGGAUCGUCCUCACCAUUGUUAGUUUGGCUGCUCACAUGGAUAUUCUCUUGGGUUAUACGAGCAGCUAUAAGUUAUCCGACAUUGGCAACAAGAUUUCCAAGAUUUCCGACAUGCUAAGCCGUUAUCUAGCCCAGAUAAAGAGAGAGAUAGAAUUCAUAAAAGAAUAUCAAUUCCGCUAUAGGAUAGUGUUUCAAACUCCCAGAGAAAUCUUACAGGUCUUGAAGUAUCUGCUUUUCCCCAGAGAUGUGAACGAUCCACAUGUCUAUGAUGGCUACACUGGAUCAAUGGUGAGCUUCAAGGUGUUCAGGCAGAAGCACGUGGUCUUGUUCCUUUCUGGGUUGUACAGCAUAGGAGAUGAGAUUCGUCUGUUAAAAUCCAUCCAGGAAGGACUGAAGAAAGAUCCAAAAGUGAUAAAAGGAUUCAGAAAAGAAGACUUCAAGAUCCUGUGGGUCCCAAUAGUUGAUGACGACGACCAAGUGGGAGACAAUACAAAGAAGAGGAAACAACUGUUCGAAGACUUAAAGAGACAAAUGGAGUGGUACGUGGUGGACUACUCCAUUAUUCCUGCAGUGUGCAAGAACCUUGUCAGAGACAGAUUCAAGUACCAGAAUAAGCCUAUGAUUCCUGUGUUUAAUCCUCAAGGUGAUGUCACUAAUGACAAUGCCUCGCACAUGUUGUUCUCUUGGGAUAUCCAAGCUUUCCCUUGGGGCAUAAACGAUGAUGAGCAUCUUAUCACGAAAUGGAACUGGUUUUGGAGCCAAAUGAAGGGACUCAGUCAAGAAAUAGAGACUGGGAGAAAGGCAGAAGCUUACAUUGUCAUCUAUGGACGCACUGACGUCGACUACUGCGACAACCAGUGGCUGCUGAGGAUCCCGGCGGAAUUGGAGAAAGUGAAGAGGGACGAGAUAACAAAAAGAUCAGAUGUGGUCAUAACUUACUAUCACCAUGGCAAAGAGGAGGAUGACCUGAAAAUCGUUAAUGGCUUCUGGGCUAACGUGGAGAACUUAUUCUACAGCAUGACGAGGAAGAAAACCAAAGACCCUUCCUUCGAAGAUGUUAGGAACUUCCUCGGACUCCGACAAGAACAAACCGGUUGGGUUCUUGUUAGCAAAGGUGAAAACGUUAAGCUGCUUUGUCGUGGUGAUACAUUUUAUCAGACACUCAAAGAGUUUGAUGCCUGGAAACUCAACAUUGAAAAAGAUCCUGGCUUUGAUGUGUCCUUUAACAGACACUAUCGCAAUGUUUUAUCCAAGCUUCCCCCUCCUGCAAAUUGUCUUCGUUUGGACGUCAAGAACCAUGCCGGUGAUAUCUCCUCUCCAAUCUAUUGUAUGUGUGGUCGUCCCAUGAACAUUAAGUUAGUUAGAUAUGUGUGCUGCCAUGAAUACAAGGAGGAACCUGUGAAUGCCAGAGCCAGCGAUGUUAAGGGAAGUUAG
Neltuma alba is the source of this 2115-nucleotide messenger RNA. Its product is annotated as protein SIEVE ELEMENT OCCLUSION B-like. The transcript is spliced from 7 exons. The record is from RefSeq and is a predicted model, not a curated record. Lineage: Eukaryota; Viridiplantae; Streptophyta; Magnoliopsida; Fabales; Fabaceae. Gene Ontology annotation, biological process: phloem development. The coding region runs from base 1 to 2115 and encodes 704 amino acids.